ACGAAUAGUAUAAGUAGGCCUUCAGCACAGCAUGCAACCAGUUUGUCAUUAUACGUGCAUAAAUGUACAUAUGUAGUACGUCCCUUUCACUUUCUGCGUUUAUUCUUCAAGAUUGAAAGAAUAUUUCACCAUGAAUCGAAUAAUCAUACUGCUCACUUUCAUUGCACAGCUAAAAGCUGCACACGUCCAUUUGGUACCAAAUAAUGCUAAAACGAAAAAUGUAACAGGGGAACUAACUUUGGUUCAAUGCGAGGAUAAUUUAAUUGAAAUUACCGGGAAGGUAUAUGGACUUACACCAGGAUUACAUGGUAUCCAUGUACACGAAAAGGGAGAUUUACGAGAUGGUUGUAUGUCUACCGGUCCACAUUUCAAUCCUGAGAAUGUCACUCACGGUGGACAAAAUAGUCCAGUGAGACAUGUUGGCGAUCUAGGUAACAUAUUAGCAAACGAAAGCGGAGUUGCUGAUGUAAAUAUCAAAGAUUCUAUUAUUUCUUUUACUGGAAAUAACAAUAUCAUAGGACGUGCAAUUGUCAUUCAUUCCGGCGAAGAUGAUCUUGGAAGAGGCAGCAGUCCUCUUUCUGCGUCUACUGGAAAUUCGGGAGAUCGUUGGGCUUGCGGUAUAAUCAAAGCUGAAUAAAUUCCUAAUCUAUAUUUAAUCUUGAUCAUUAUAUUUAAACAUAUUUGAACCUGAGUGAUUUUGCUUAUAUAUUAAGUCCAAUGUUAAAAUUUAAAUUCUCAUACCUUGUCCUAUGUUUCUCCUCAUCACAAGAAUCCCAGAACUUUAAUUUCUAUUUAACAUGCUAUUACUUAUUAAAUAAAUGCUUUCAAAAUG
Bombus impatiens (common eastern bumble bee) is the source of this 832-nucleotide messenger RNA. RefSeq names its product superoxide dismutase [Cu-Zn], chloroplastic. Gene Ontology annotation, molecular function: copper ion binding; superoxide dismutase activity. The coding region runs from base 131 to 637 and encodes 168 amino acids. The transcript is spliced from 4 exons. NCBI's taxonomy places the organism in Eukaryota, Metazoa, Arthropoda, Insecta, Hymenoptera, Apidae. Gene Ontology annotation, biological process: removal of superoxide radicals. The record is from RefSeq and is a predicted model, not a curated record.